This is a messenger RNA of Exophiala mesophila, 1177 nucleotides long. RefSeq lists its product as uncharacterized. Bases 116 to 1177 code for a protein of 353 amino acids. The record is from RefSeq and is a predicted model, not a curated record. The transcript has 3 exons. NCBI's taxonomy places the organism in Eukaryota, Fungi, Ascomycota, Eurotiomycetes, Chaetothyriales, Herpotrichiellaceae.
AGAGAUAACUUAUCGCAUUGCAAUAUAUUACGCUGGACGAGACUCGGCAUCUCCUUGUAGGUCACACAGCUGAAGAUACUGAAGAAGUUUGCUAGAACUCGCCUCGCCUGUCAGCAUGUCUGCGACGACAGUCCAAUCUGAGGCCCCUCACAGCAUCACCCUCACCAAUGGCAAGACUUUCACCUUUAACUCCAAUGCUUCAAGCACGGAUGAGGCGAUCCCAGUCAUCGACGUCUCUCGCAUGUAUAGCGACAAUGCUGACGACCGUCAGGCUGUCGCUGAGGAGAUUCGGGAAGCAGCUCACAGCAUCGGCUUUUUCUGCAUAGUCAACCAUAGGGUGAAUAUGCAGCUGGCCGAGAACGUCAUCACCGAGGCAAAGUCUUUCUUCGCCCUUCCCGCCGAGAAGAAGAUGGAAGUUUGCACGGAGUUGAUGCCAGACGAGUACUGCGGAUAUCAUCCCAUGCAGCACUACAACCCCAACAGUUGGAAGCAGAGAGAUUUGUAUGAGGCAUACAAUUGGAAUUACAAUGCGGCCAAUGAUCCGGAUGAGCCGGAUAGUUCCAUUGCGGAGAUCAAUCUCUGGCCAGAGAACUUGCCCCAAUUCAAGGAAACGCUGUGCGCAUACCAGUCAGAGAUGAUCAGCUUUGCCCGUAAGCUCACCAGGAUGUUUGCGUUGGCCCUUCGUCUGCCUGAGAAGUCAUUUGAUGACAUGGUCAAGCGGCCAGAGGCUGGGGUCAGGAUCGUGCACUAUCCAAGACAAGAAGCAUCUCGAGAUGAUCAGAAUGGAAUUGGAGCGCACACCGAUGUCGAGUAUUUCACCAUCAUCACCGCUGACACCGAGGGCUUGGAGGUGCUGAGCAAAUCAGGACGUUGGAUCAAGGUCAAGCCGAUUCCCGGGUCGUUCGUUGUCAACAUUGCCGAUUGUUUCAUGAGACAGACGAAUGACUUUUUUGUGAGCACCGUGCAUCGAGUCAUCAAUGAAAGUGGUCGAGAGCGGUAUUCUGUACCCUUCUUCUGGGGGCUAAAUCGACAGACUGUGCUCGAUCCGAUUCCGACUUGUGUCUCUGAAGAGUGUCCGAACAAGUACCCGGUCAUGACUGCCGGAGAGUAUUACCUGUGGAGGACGAGGAGGCAAAGGACGUCGUGGGUAACAGGCGAAGGCACAAAGCAGUAUUGA